GGAAUGUGUUAGUAGGAAUGCCAUGUUUAGUGUUGGCCACAGUAGAGCACAACGUCGUGCGAGGCUCCGCCAGAUUUUUAUGAAUCAAGAAGUAGAAGUUCAGCCAAUAAGCCCACCUGUCUAUGUAGAGGAUCCUCCACCCCCACCUUACAGUGAAGUGCCGACGGAAGGCAACACUCCCGUUACUUCUGAAGAGAGUGACUCUGCAACAGGCAGCACGGAGCACUCGCGGGAAGGGGUUGGGCUUGGGUGUGAGGCCCAGGAGGGAAGGCAGGAGGUGGAGCCUGGCAUAGCAACAGUGGCGGGGGGAAGCACCAUGCUGGGAGGAGGGCGCCUCUGGGAAGUCCAGGGGCGCCUGGAGGCCCUAAGGAAACGACAUGACCAGUGGACAUGUUUCCUCUGUUGCCAUGUCCGCACAGGAACUAUAGUCAUUGGUUUCUGGCACAUGUUACUCCACCUCAUGGCUUUGUCUCUGAUUGCGGUUGUGGUGGUGCAUCCUGAAAUGCUCAGCCAGUCCGUUGGUCCUCUUAGUGGUCUCGGAGGCAGUGGAGACCAGCUGACUGUCAAUCCACACCAGCAAGAUGUGCAAGCUGUAAAGUGUGGGGCUGAAAUGCCAUGUAUUUUAGCCACACAAGGAGAUGACAAUUCUAACCAAGGAGGCUUCAGCCAAGGAAACUAUAACAAAGGGAGCCCCAACCAAGGAAAUCCUAACCAAGCAUCAAAUGACUUUUCUCUCUCCCUUGGGAACUUGCUCACUACACACAGACUCAAUACUGAUGAAGUCAAUGUUGCCCUGUUCAUCACUCUGUGUACAUUUGUCGUGACUCUUCUACUCGUUUAUGGAGCUUUUAGAGGCCAGCCUUCCCAUCUCAUGCCAUUCUUCUUUUUGCAAGUUUUUGACUUUUGCAUAUCAAGCAUGACAAUGAUUGGUUACUUGUCAUACUUGCCUAAUAUUCGGCAGAGGAUCCGUGAAACACCAGCGUUUCCCUUCCAGCAGCAGCUGCUGGCUAUGAAUACCAAAUGUUUAACUUUCUUUGUAAUGCUUAUUUUCAUUACAACACUCAUGGCUAAGGCAUACUGCAUUAGCAUUGUGUGGCGUUGUUACAAGUUCUUGAUGCUUAAGGCUCAAGCAGGACGAUCUGUGCUGCGAUAUAUGGGAGGAGUAUCUGGUCCAGUUGACCAGGAGAGUCAGACACUAGUCAUGGGACAAGAUUUGCCAGAUUAUGAUACAGCUAUGGCUGAUCCUCAGUAUAGGAAGAAGCUUUCAGGGAUGUUCCCUGAACCUCCUCCAUCUUAUGAGAUGGCCAUGGCAACACUCUUUGCCCAACAGGAGAGUGGCCAGGAUCAUCUUGAUUCUGCCGAAGGUGCUUGUGGAGGAACACAGGCUAAUAUUCCCACCUCAAGUCAGUCCUUGACGAGCCAAGAUCAACCAAGCACUGCUUCUGCCGUAAACCACACUCCUGCCACAAGUCGUUCAACCGUCCCAGUUUCUGUUGUCAUUAUGCCCUCAGCCAAUGUUGUAACCAACACUCCUGCUGCUGAUUAGGUCCAAAAUUGAGGUUAACUCUCACAUUGGAGACCAUUUGGAUUGGCUGAUCUUUAAAAGAACUUGUGCUCCAAAAUUAUAUGUAUUUUUC
Molecule: messenger RNA, 1637 nt
Organism: Penaeus monodon (black tiger shrimp)
Lineage: Eukaryota; Metazoa; Arthropoda; Malacostraca; Decapoda; Penaeidae
Product: tetraspanning orphan receptor-like
Cellular component (GO): lysosomal membrane
Source: RefSeq, a predicted model, not a curated record